Messenger RNA from Ectocarpus sp. CCAP 1310/34, 3052 nucleotides. NCBI's taxonomy places the organism in Eukaryota, Phaeophyceae, Ectocarpales, Ectocarpaceae. The record is from the annotation of a GenBank genome assembly.
UGCACACAACUUCCUCUGACCGCUCGGAGCUGCUGUGCCUUGACUACAGCACAAGCACUGGUACCAUGGGUUUUCUAUACAAGGCGCUUGCCGCGGGUUCUUGCUCCGUCUGCCUUGCUUCGGCGUUCGUCGCAACCCCUCCUGCUCCUCCCGCUGUAGCAGUAGUCAGAGGAUGCAGCAGCCGCCGUGACUCAUCAUCUUGCCGUCGAGUCAGGCCCCGACACAGCAGUGGCAGCAGAACCGCGUACCGCGUACCGCCGUUGCUUCUCUCUUCUCGUACGGUCGACGUCGACGUCAUCGAUGUCACCGACGUCACGGAGGAAGAAGCACGUCGGGAAAAGGAACAGCAAGAGAGGAACGACAGGAUCGGCAGACGCUACAAGGGCCGGCCGGCCGCGGAGGUUGCCAAGGACGUGCGGGAUCUGCUCGACGAGGCCCUCAAAAUAUUCCGAGAUGCCGGCCCGCAGGUCGUGGGCGCCCGUGGCUUCAGGGCCAGCCGGGCCGUCCUCUUGACCUUGACCGACCUCGUGCGAGACUGGAGGGAGGGUAAGCUGCUGAGACCCAAGCGCGAAAACGGAGGCGGCGACGCGGCCACGGCGCCCUCGCCAGCAGCACCGCCGGCGGCGGCGGCGGCGGCCCUUUCGGGGCAGGAGCUGGACCCCGCAGGGGCUGCGCGCGCGUUGCGCUUGCUGUUCGAACGGCUGGGCGCCACGUACAUCAAGCUGGGGCAGUUCAUCGCCUCUUCGCCGACGUUGUUCCCUCCUGAGUAUGUGCUGGAGUUUCAGAAGUGCCUGGACGCCACGGAGCCCGUGCCAUACUCCAAGAUUCUAGCCAUCGUCAAGGAGGAGCUCGGCGGCGGUGCAAGGGUGAGCGAAGAAUUCCAGUACAUCGACCCGAAGCCCCUAGCGUCCGCGAGCGUGGCGCAGGUGCACCGGGCCAAGCUCCGCACGGGGGAGGAGGUCGUGCUCAAGGUUCGCAAACCCGGAGUGGAGGGCACUCUUCAGGCAGACCUCGGCUUCCUCUACAUUGCUUCAAGGCUGUUGGAGAUUUUGCAGCCGGAGCUAGGAAGGACUUCCUUCGCCGCGAUCGCGAGCGACAUCAGGACGGCUAUGCUGGAUGAGCUCGACUUCCGCAAGGAAGCGAAGAACAUCGAAGACUUCACCGGAUUCCUGGGUAGGGCGGGCAUCUUGGAUGCUGUCGCCCCGAAGGUGUACGAGGAUCUCAGCUCGAAGCGGUUGCUGGUGAUGGAGCGCCUGAAGGGCGUGGCUCUCACCGACCUCGACGGCAUCAAAGACUACAGCAGCAACCCGGAAGCCACCCUCAUCACGGCCCUCAACACCUGGAGCAUGAGCGUCAUGAUGGCCGAGAGCUUCCACGCGGACGUCCACGCGGGAAAUCUUCUCGUCCUGGAGGACGGGCGCGUGGGCUUCAUCGACUUCGGGAUCGUCGGGCGCAUUCCGGAGACCGUCUGGUCCUCCCUCAGAGACCUCAGCAACGGUUUCAUCACCAACAACUACCGCCUCAUGGCGACCUCCCUCGUGAAGAUGGGUGCCGCGGACGGCGAGGUGGACACGGACGCCUUCGCCUUCGACAUCGAGAAGGUCAUCGACAGCCUCGGCUCCAUGGAGGCGCAGGUGGACACGAGCACCGUGAUCGACGAGGACACCGGGAACGUGUCGUACGGGACGUCGGUCAACUUCGACCAAGAGUCCAUCACUAGGCUUCUGUUGGAUAUCGUGGGAGUGGCCGAGAACAACGGGCUCAAGCUUCCGAGGGAGUUCGGGAUGCUUAUAAAGCAAGCCUUGUACUUCGACCGCUACACCCGACUGCUGGCGCCGGAGCUGGACCCGCUCCGCGACGACCGGGUGACCCUACCCAACGAAUACGGUCGAGCGGACGCGGGCCUGCGGUAGUCUAGACUCGAUGGUGACGUACGUCUACAGGCCGUGGUUGCUUGGUGCGGGGGUGGAACGUCCGCAUUCGAUUUUGGUGGCGAGGGAGGGGGCGGGUGUAAGAGAUGGUCUGUGCCCAUCGCGCCAAGGAAGGGCAUGUUCCUCAUCUAUGCAGUAGCUAUUCGGUGGUAAGCGACAGUCGAUUGUUGUCCGAUAGUGGCCGCGGCGGAUGGGCCUGAGAGUGUGGAUGGUGCUAUGGCGGCAUGUACUGCUGUUGCAGCUGGUGCUGCAGGGGACACAAGGUGGGGGUCACGAUCGACCAGCCGCGGGGGACCAGACGGGAAGCGGUGGUAGCGAUGGGCGAUGAUGUUUGAUUACGUUUUAUAUGUGCGGUUGUCGAAAUCGAUGUUGAGGUGACGGGUGUUGUAGUUGUUGUUGUUGUCUUGACGGUAGUACAAUGCGUACGUGAGAGGCAUGCCACCGCGAAAUGACCGCAAAUGACUCAAGGUCGGGGGCUUUCGUGUUGUAUCACAUGUACAAAAAGAUUUUUUUGACCGGGGUGUACAGGUGGGCGGACAACGGUAGGGUUGUUGGGGGGGUCGGGCAUGAAGAAUCGCACACAACAUCGUUUGACUUGCGGCUGCGACCUCGUCCUCGCGUGUCUCCUGAAGCUAAACAGACGGAUGAUAGUGUUUUCCUUGUGGGCAUGCAGAGGGCCAAUCGUAAUCUUCUUGGCAUUGCUAUCCUAUCGUUGGCUGUAGCGCACCACCCAAUGGUCCCCACGUGGUCGGGCGUUCUGAGACCAGCGAAAAUCACCGAAAAUAUGGGCACAGAGGGUUGGUCUAAUCUGUUACCGGAACCGACAACACAUGUAGCGUGGCAAGGUUACGGACGAAAUUCUACGCAUAGACAUCAGGUGUGCGGGGAAAGGGGUCCGCAUGGAGGGCAACCAAAAACAACUCCCCGGGGGUGGUUUUGGGGUCUUCGGGGAGGUACGCAAGAGUUGACGAGUUGCUGAACAUCUGCAAAUGUUGAGCUGGACAUCAUAUCCUACGCACAUAGCUGGGAAGGCGGCGUCGUCGUCGUCGCAAUCGAUCUCCACGCGAUGGAAACAAGGCGAGCAAAUGGCAUCUACCGGAAUCCAACCUCCUGACGCCGCU